Molecule: messenger RNA, 4953 nt
Organism: Paramecium octaurelia
Lineage: Eukaryota; Ciliophora; Oligohymenophorea; Peniculida; Parameciidae
Source: the annotation of a GenBank genome assembly
AUGUCAUAAAUCUCUAACGUUUCUAAUCAUCAAUUUUAUACUCCUGAUACUUCCAAACAUUAAGAUUAAUUCAAAAGUGCUGAAGAUAGGAAAACCACUCCUUUUGAUGAAAAUAGUAUUACCCCUAGAAGCGACGUAUAUUCAAACACUUUUAAAUAAUUCUAAUAAGAAAAUAUUAAUGAUUCCAAGGAUCAAAUACCAAUUAGCAAUAAUGAAUUUGUUUCUCAAUGGGGAAAUAUACAAUAGAAGGAAAAUUCCUCUUAAGCUUCAAAAGUCUGUGAUAUCGAUGACUUUCCUGAUUAAAAUGAAAACUCCCCUUCCAAUAGUGAUGAAGCUGGAAUAGAUUCCUAAAGAGAAUAAGAAAAAUAUUUUGGACAAGCUGAAUAACCAGAAAGAAAAUAAUCAAGAGAUAUGGCUGAUUUAGAAGAUUUGGUGAAUGUUAACAAUUCUCAAAAUGCUUCUUCCUCCAGUAACUAAUUCUAGAUUAUGGACCCAUCUGAAAGAAUCAAAUACUAAAACAUUGAUUAAUUACCUUUAAAUCAAUUGGAGAGAAAUAUGUUAAUAAAAGCAAAAGACAUUUAACCUGUAAAUCAGAACUACCCCUUUUUGAAUGACCAGUCUCCCUCUACAGGAAAAAUAUCUGGAAUGGCUUUCACAUUCAACUUUCCGAAUCAAUUCUAAAAUGAAGGAAUUUAAAAUAUUUUCAAUUAGCCUUCCUCACUUCCAAUAAGUCAAGAGCUUCCCAUUCCCAACGCAGUCCAAAACCAAAUUGCAAAUCAAUUUUACCCAGGAACAACUUUAAAUAACUAAAUAAAUCAGUCUAUAUCAUCAAAAGGCUCCUCUUAAAUUCAUAAUUUAGAAGAUCUAACAAAUUUUAAAAAUCAAUCUUAACCCUUAUAGUUAGACAACAGUUAAAAUUUAAAUUUCCAUAAAAUUAAUUCUAUUCCAGUUCAAUAAAAUAUAUUUGAAUAACCUUAAGCUCUACCAAUUGACAAGUUUCCUAUUGGUGAUAUGCCUAUGUCUUCUGAUUCCUCUUAAAAUAGAAUAUAAUAAUCAAUAUUUCAACCAGAACUUUAAGUGAACCCUGUUAUUGUAACAUAAUAAUAAGAGUAAGUAUAAGUAUAGUAACCUUCUAACAUUUUUCCUAUCUAAUCCUUGGAGGUUAUUUAAAAAAACGUAGAUUUUAAUUUUAGUUAAGAUUUCGAAAAAUAAUUCUAAUAGGAUAUAAAUCCUAAGUUUGAAAUUCAUGGAAACGAUUCAGAAUUAAUCUGGGAGCAAGAUAACAAUUUUAAAAUCGUUGAUUAAUUUCCAAACCAAACAACUGGAAAUAUAUUUCAAGAAAGCUAAUAAGACAAUUAACUGUAAGAUUUUAUGAAAGAGUUUGAGCCGAAACCAGAAAUACUGAAAAAAAAUGAAAAGAAUAAAAUAGAAAGUCCUUAAGAAAGUCCCAAAGACUAAGAAUUUCAAUUACAGAAACAAACCUACCAAUAAAUUAACUUUUUAUAAUAACAUUCCUAAUAAUAAUCAUAAAGAUCAAUAAAUUAAGAUAAUUUCUUUUAAUAAUAUAAAGAAGUUCAGCCAAACUUUCCUGCACAAGUUAAUACUUCAGAACUCCAGUAAUCGUCAAGGGAAUAAACUCCUAAAAAUUAGCCUACUUAAACUUAAGUGCAAAACUAAAAUAAUUCAAUAUCAUCGCAUAAAUCUAAUUCAACUCAAAAUAAAAAUAAUGAUGUUUAACCAUCCUAAUAAUUUUAUCAAAAAAAAUUGUAUGACGAUUGGUUUAAAAAAGAAGAUAGUAGCAGAAGAAUGAGUUUAAACUCCAAAUCCUCUGCUAAAGAAUCUUAACAUAAGGUAGAGGAACUUUUUUAAGAUAAUGAUAAUAAUAGUAUUUGGGAGAAACAUUUAGAAAAUCAACAAGUAAUUUAAAAAGAACCCUUAGAUUUUUUUUAACAACUGCAAUAAUAAUCAUAAUCAACAUAAUAACAAUAAUAGUAAUAGUAAUACUAAUACUAAUAAUAUUAAAUCUAGCAAUAACCACAACAAUAAUUUUAAUAACAAUAGUAAAUUGAAUAAGAACAGUUACAAUAAAACUUAUUACUAAUAUAACAAAAACAAUAGCAUAUAUAAUAACAAUAAUAAAAUGAAUAAGAACAGUUACAGUAAAGCAUAUUUAAGUAAUAACAAAAACAACAGCAGAUAUUAUAACAAUAGUAAUAAUAGUAAUAGUAGUAAUAAUAAUAAUAAUAUCUAUAAUAAUAAUAAUAAUAAUAAUAAUAAUAAUAAUAAUAAUAGUAGUAAUAAUAAGAAAAAUACUAGUAAUAAUAAAAGGAACAAUAGGAAUAAUAAUAAUUAUAUUCAUAAAAGUAAUUGUAAGAGAAAUAAGAACAAGAAUAAAAAUAUUUAUAGCAAUAAUAAUAACAAGAGCAAUAAUAAUAAUAAUAGCAAGAGUAAUAGUAAUAAUAAUAAUAAUAAUAAUAAUAAUAAUAAUAACAAUAACAAUAACAAUAACAAUAACAAUAACAAUAACAAUAACAAUAACAAUAAUAAUAACAAUAAAUAGAACAAUCAGAAUAACAAUACUUAUACUCAUAAUAGUAAAACUAAGGGAAGUAAGAAAUUGAAUAGCAAUACUCAUAUUAAUAACAAUAAUUAUUAUAAUCAUAGUAACAAUAAUCACAAAUCUACUAAUAAUAAUAAAAAGAAUAGUAACAAUACUUAUACUCAUAACAGCAACAACUAGAAAAAUAAGAAAAAGAAAAAGAAUAAUAAUUAUUAUAUUAAUAAUCACAAUAAUAGUAAUAGCAAUAAUACGAACAAUAACAAAAACAAUAACAAUAAUAAUAACAAUUGCAAUAACAACAACAAAAAUAAUAAUAGUAACAAUAAUAACAAUUAUAAGAAUAACAAUAAUAAAUAUUAGUCGAGUAGUUCUCUUCUAAUAUAGUUAAAUUGCCUGGUUAAUAAUAAUAAGAACAAUAAAUAACCCCAAGAAAUCAAGGUACGAAUUCAAAUUAAUAAUUAAUUGAGAAUUCUCAAUAAAAUGUAACUCCUAGUCAAUCUCCCCAAUUUUUUUCAAUUAAUAAUUCUUCAAGUUCUGUGAAUGAAAAAAAGAAAAAUAAUCCUUUUACUAAAGAGGAAGCUGAAAUCAUUAUGGAUCCAAAGUGGGAACAGGAUUUGCCUCAAUUUGAUUCAUAAUAAUUUGAAGUAAAACCUGAGCUAAAAAAAACCUUAGAUACAAUUAUCGAAAUCCAAGAGGAAUCUCUAACUUAGAGUUAUGCAGUACAAAACAGAAACUCAGCUUUGUAUUAGGAAAAUACUAUAACAGAGUUUUAAGACAAAUCGAUUGAAGAAUCAAAAGUAAUUCAACCUUUCUUAAAAAUCUAAUCUUAAGAGAUCCUAUCUGCAUAGAAAGGAAUUCGUAGUGUUAGAGAAAGCAAGGAGAGUAAUUAAGAGGCAAUAAAUCCUUAAUAGUUGGUUGAAUAAUUAAUGCCAGGUUUACAUGACGUUAUAAGAAAAUCUUUCUAAUAAAAUAUAGAAAGUUAACUGCAAUAAUUAGCUACUUAAUUUUAACAAAAAUUGUAAGAUGAAGAAUAAGACAACUUUGAUAUUGAUAAAAUUAGUUCAAAAGUGUUUAUGAUUGAGAAUUUGGUUUAAGGAUAUGGCAAAAAGCUAGAUCAAAUAUCAGAAAUGCUAAAUAAAGAGAAAGAAAAUUAAGACUCAUAAAAAAUACAAGAUUAACAUACUCAAAGCAAGGCUGGUUUUCUUUAGGAUUCUUAAUAACCAAUAUAAAAAUAAUAAAAAUAAAUAUGCUCACCAUUUGAAUUAAAUUUAGAAGAUCACUUUGAAGAAUCGCCUAUAUAGAAUUAUUAAAUUUAGAGUUAGAAUAAUUCAAAAGUAAGGGUUGCUUAAUCAAAUCUACUAUACACUUCUCAUUAAAAAGGUUUUAUUCCAUAUUAGACGUUACAUUAGACAUAAUCAAAAUAUAUAAAUGAAAGUCAAAUAAGAGAAGACUUCUAGGAGGAUAAAUUAAGAAUAUUCUAAACAAAUUAUCAAUUUUAAAAGUAGUCACUUAAAGGGUUAUAGGAAUUCGAGAUUCAAAAUUUUAGGAAAUAAUGUUUAUGUGAGUAGACAACACUUCUAGAUACAUAUGAAUUGAUAGUUACUUUAACAUCUGAAAAAUAUGAAAGUGAGGAUCUUUCUGGCUAUAAAAUAAUAAUCUCUUUAAAAAAUAAAGCUCAAUAUGAUAUCCAAAACUUAAUAGUGUUAUUUAAUUCUAAUAAAAGUAUAAUUUAUAUACUACAUUUUAGUAAAGGAUGAAUAUCAAGUAAAACCUGAAAAGAUUAGUUAAUCCUAUUUAAAUCCUGGAGAUAUCAUUAGAUAAGAGAUAACAUUUAAAUAUUAUGACCUUUAGAGCAUGUAUUUAAAUUGCUUCAUUAAAUACACUAUUAAUAAUUUUAAGAUGGGAUACAAUUUUAAUAAAAUAUCUUAAAGUCAAGGACUAUAAGGCACUUAAGAUUAUUCAAAUUUGUAUCUUUCUUAGAUGAAUAGUAGAAAUGUGAUUUAAGAGUAUAUACUAUUAUUAUUAUUAGAGUUGGGUAAUUUAAGAGGAACUUUCAAUUUUGCAUAGCCAGACCUGCAAAUAAGUUCUUUGUUUAUAAUUUUAUUACGAGUGAAGAAAUAAAUGAAUGCGAAAUGAAAUGCAGAAGUGAAUAGUUUUACUUGAGAUCCUUGGAUGAGCUUAUAAUAUUUCAUCCUUGGUUAAUACAGAUAGACUAAUUUACAUUGGGAGGGAAAGUGUUUAUUUAAUUAAAAAACAGUGGCUAUGAAUUUGUGAUAAAAGUAGUUAACAAAAACCAAAAGGGAGUUGUCUUAAUGAAUGGAAUGAACUUGGAUUAGAAAUUAACCGAACAUUUUCUCAGUUUCUUUGCCUUUUUAUUUAGUAAAUUAUAUUGA